Molecule: messenger RNA, 1092 nt
Organism: Impatiens glandulifera
Lineage: Eukaryota; Viridiplantae; Streptophyta; Magnoliopsida; Ericales; Balsaminaceae
Product: WAT1-related protein At3g18200
Exons: 7
Coding region: 1-1092 (363 amino acids)
Cellular component (GO): plasma membrane
Molecular function (GO): transmembrane transporter activity
Source: RefSeq, a predicted model, not a curated record
AUGGCAAAAGAACAGAAAGGAGAAAAGAUGAAGCUUCUAUUUGCAUUGCUUGUCUUGCAAUUAUGCUUUGCUGGUUUCCAUAUUGUUUCAAGAGUUGCACUUAAUAUUGGUGUUAGCAAAAUUGUCUACCCAAUUUAUAGAAAUAUUAUUGCCUUAAUCAUGCUAUGCCCUUUUGCUUAUUUCUUGGAAAAAAAAGAGAGACCCCCUCUUACUUUCUCUCUUCUCCUCCAAUUUUUCUUCUUGGGUUUAAUUGGGAUUACUGCAAACCAAGUGUUUUACAUCUUGGGAUUGUAUUAUGCAAAUGCAACAAUUGCAUCUGCUAUCCAAAACUUAGUCCCAGCAAUUACAUUUGUAAUGGCUUCAGCUAUGAGGUUGGAGCAAGUUAAUCUAAGAAGGAGAGAAGGAUUGGCUAAAAUAUUGGGUACAAUUGUAAGUGUAGGAGGAGCCACAGUCAUUACAUUAUACAAAGGCCCUCCUCUUCAUCUCGAUCAUCAUCAUGAUCAAGGGCAGGCGCCAUUAAUGGACGAAGUACAAAGCUGGACAUGGGGAUGUGUUUACCUACUUUGUCACUGCUUGUCGUGGGCGGGUUGGUUUGUAUUCCAGGCUCCGGUUUUGAAGAAGUAUCCAGCAAAGCUUUCGCUAACAUCGUUUACUCUCUUUUUUGGAUUGAUGCAAUUGUUGGUAAUUGCAUCCUUCACUGAGAGAGAUCCUCAGCAUUGGAUAAUUAUAUCAGGAGAAGAAGUCUUCACAAUCUUAUAUGGAGGAGUGGUGGCAUCAGGGAUAGUAAUAGCUCUACAAACAUGGUGUAUACAGAAAGGAGGUCCAGUGUAUGUUGCCAUCUUUCAACCAGUGCAGACGGUUCUUGUUGCCAUCAUGGCUUUUGCAAUCCUUGGAGAUCAGUUGUAUUCUGGAGGGAUUAUUGGUGCGUUGAUGAUUACACUCGGUCUUUACUUUGUAUUGUGGGGAAAGACCGAAGAGCAGAAGCAGGAAAGGCGAGAUGAGGAAGAAGAAGAGACGCUAACAAAGCAUCUUAUCUUUCAUGGAAUUGAACAAGACAAAGAAGGUUCAGUCACAGUUUCAGACAUGCCGUAA